This is a messenger RNA of Apus apus (common swift), 2055 nucleotides long. It is a transcript of the gene SLC28A3, whose product is annotated as solute carrier family 28 member 3. Gene Ontology annotation, cellular component: membrane. Gene Ontology annotation, biological process: pyrimidine nucleoside transport; purine nucleoside transmembrane transport. The transcript has 18 exons. The coding region runs from base 1 to 2055 and encodes 684 amino acids. The record is from RefSeq and is a predicted model, not a curated record. NCBI's taxonomy places the organism in Eukaryota, Metazoa, Chordata, Aves, Apodiformes, Apodidae. Gene Ontology annotation, molecular function: pyrimidine- and adenosine-specific:sodium symporter activity; purine-specific nucleoside:sodium symporter activity.
AUGGAGCUAAAGGAGACCACCCGUGAUCACUCAGGAGUGCACAAUAUGGCCUUUCAGAAUGACAGCGAAGGUGUGGAUGUUCUAAAUCUGAAGGGUCUUGCAGACAAUUCACAGAGAACCAAGAAUUUACAAAAUAAGAAAACUGUACAUACUAAUCAGGAAGAUGAAUACAUCAAUAUUGAGAGUGAUCUGCAUGAAAACAAAUGUGACUCGGUAGAUGAUGAGCAGCUACGCUUGAAAGGGCAUUUAGAAGAUAAAUAUGAUAAAGCCUGUGAAUUUUUCAAGAAGCAUAAAACCAGAAUUCACCAUGUGAUCUAUGGAAUUUUAAUAACAGCAUACUUGGCAGUAGUUAUUGCAGCCUGCAGCUUGAAUUUUCAGAGAGCCUUGCCACUCUUUAUCAUCACUGUCCUAGUCAUCUUCUUCAUCUGCUGGGAUUUUUUAAUAGCUAAGUAUGAAGACAGAAUUGCUGCAUUCUUUUCCCCUGGACAAAGAUAUCUGGAGAAACAGUGGUUUUGGCUGAAAUGGGUGUUGUGUGCAGGUCUUACUUUAACUGUCAUAUGCUGGUACAUCUUCGACACAGCAAGACAGGGAUCUCGCCAGCUCAUCUCCUUUGGUGGGCUUGUGAUGUAUGUUCUCUUGAUGGUUAUAUUUUCCAAAUAUCCAACCAGAGUUGCUUGGAGACCAGUAUUUUCAGGAAUAGGAAUGCAGUUUAUUCUUGGGCUUCUUAUUCUGAGGACCAAAGUGGGGUUUGAUCUGUUUAACUGGCUAGGCAUUCAAAUCCAGACUUUUCUGGAGUACUCUGAUGUAGGUGCUAAGUUUGUAUUCGGUGAGAAAUACACGGACCAUUUCUUUGCUUUUAAGGUCCUGCCAAUUGUGGUUUUCUUCAGCACAGUAAUGUCUAUGCUUUACCAUGUUGGAUUCAUGCAGUGGCUUGUUGGAAAGGUGGGUUGGAUAAUGCAAAUUUUCCUAGGAACAACUCCCGUUGAGUCUCUGGUAGCUGCGGGUAACAUAUUUGUGGGACAGACAGAGUCUCCUCUUCUGAUACGGCCUUACUUACCCUACAUCACCAAAUCGGAACUCCAUGCAGUCAUGACAGCUGGAUUCUCAACUAUUGCUGGAAGUGUCUUAGGAGCAUAUAUUUCUUUUGGGGUUUCAGCCUCUCACCUACUGACUGCUUCUGUCAUGUCAGCACCAGCAUCAUUAGCCACCUCCAAACUAUUCUGGCCUGAAACUGAGAAGCCUACAAUAACUCUGAAAAGUGGCCUACAAAUGGCAAAAAGUGAAACAAAGAACCUGCUGGAAGCAGCCAGUCAAGGGGCCUCCACCUCCAUCAUGCUGGUGGCAAACAUCACGGUGAAUCUGAUUGCCUUCCUUGCCCUGCUGGCUUUCCUUGACUCAGCCCUCUCAUGGCUGGGCAAUCUGUUUGACUAUCCACAGCUGAACUUUGAGAACAUUUGUGCAUAUGUCUUCAUGCCAUUCUCUUUCAUGAUGGGGGUAGACUGGGAAGACAGUUUUAUUGUUGGUGGACUACUAGGUUACAAAACUUUCUUCAAUGAGUUUGUGGCUUAUGAUCGCCUCUCGAAACUGAUUCACAACCGAGAAAAGGGUGGGAGCAUGUACAUUAAUGGUGUGAAACAGUAUAUGACUGUUCGCUCUGAAGUCAUUGCCACCUAUGCCCUUUGUGGAUUUGCCAACUUCGGCUCACUGGGACUGGUAAUAGGAGGCCUGACAAGCCUUGCUCCCUCAAAAAAAAAGGAAAUAGCUGGUGGUGCUUUCAGAGCAAUGAUUGCAGGGACUGUUGCCUGCUUCAUGACGGCCUGUGUUGCAGGAAUGCUGACUGUCCCUGGUCUGGAAGUUCCUUGCCACAUCUUAUUAGGAAAUGCCUUCAACUCCACGGAUUUCCCUGCCAACACCACAGAACUAGCUGAAUGCUGCCAGCAACUCUUCACCAGCGUGAAUCAUUCACAGGAGAUCUUCUCUGGAGGAAACUACAGCCUGAGUUCCUGGAAAGGAUGUUGCCAAAUACUGGAUCAACCUGGUUUCAAUUGCACUUGA